This is a messenger RNA of Mercurialis annua (annual mercury), 919 nucleotides long. Its product is annotated as NDR1/HIN1-like protein 1. The record is from RefSeq and is a predicted model, not a curated record. The coding region runs from base 114 to 743 and encodes 209 amino acids. Lineage: Eukaryota; Viridiplantae; Streptophyta; Magnoliopsida; Malpighiales; Euphorbiaceae. The transcript has a single exon. Gene Ontology annotation, biological process: defense response to other organism.
UCAUUAAACUCACCUCUCUUUCUCUCAUAUCUUCCACUUCUCAAACUCAAAUCUCUCCGCUCUUUUUUCUUCACCGCCACCGCCUCCGCCACCACCCCGCCGCCGCCACCACCAUGUCCGCCAAGGACUGCGGUAACCACGGCCACAAAAGCCGAAAACUCUUCCGGCGUCUCUUCGCCGGAAUUCUAAUCUUCCUCUUCAUCGUCUUAGUUACCAUCCUCAUAAUCUGGGCCAUACUCCGUCCAAGCAAGCCCAAAUUCAUCCUCCAAGACGUCACCGUUUUCGCAUUCAACGCGUCAAAUCCAAAUUACUUAACCUCCAAUUUCCAAGUCACCUUCUCUUCUCGCAAUCCAAACGACAACGUCGGUAUCUACUACGACAAGCUAGACAUUUACGCCACGUACCGGAACCAACAGAUCACUCUCCGAUCAUCCAUACCGAACACGUAUCAAGGUCACAAAGAGGUCAACGUCUGGUCACCGAAUGUCUACGGCACCGACGUUCCUGUCGCGCCUUACAACGCCGUUGGAUUGAGUGAAGAUCAGAAUGCUGGAGCCGUUCUGCUCAUGAUUAAAAUGGAUGGACGGGUGAGAUUUAAAGUUGGCACUUUUGUUUCUGGAAAAUAUCAUUUGUAUGUUAGAUGUCCCGCUUAUAUUCAGUUUGGCAGUAGAACUGCCGGAAUUAUUGUCGGUGAGAAUUCCGUUAAGUAUUCACUUAUAAUCAAGUGCAGUGUCAGUAUUUGAAGCCGGAUACGAAGAAAACCGAAAGGAAAGAUAGUUAAACUUGUAACGCCGUUAAGUAUUUUUUUUUCAUAUAUGAAAUUGAUGGCUCUGUUAUAGAUUUUUAUAUAUAAAGACUUUGAAUUGUAAAUUUUUCUAAAUUGAAUAAAAUUCAAGAAGAAAUGAGAUAAUUAGAUAAA